CCGAAAAGCGUGCUUCAGUGCUUUUGUAUUUUUAGAGAAAGAGAGAGAGAUACAGAAAGAGAACUCCAUCUUUCAUGGCGAUAUAGUCUGUUUAGUGCAGAAAUCCUUCUAUUUUGGGCCAUAUUUGUUCGUUGAAAUCGUCUAUACUACUAAAAAUAGUUCAAAUCAGGAGUUGUUAUAAGAACUUUCUCUGUUAUUUUUUGUAUAUAGAAGACGACGACGAAGAAAAAAAGAAUAAGAAAGAGAAAAUGAUGCAGAUGGAUCGGAGACAGUGUUUAGAUGAGUAUGAAAAGCUUCUCGUUCGAAUGAACACUCCAAGGGUAUUAACCGACAAUGCUAGCUGUCUAAACGCAACUCGCGUCAUGAUUGAUAGUGCAAGGAAAGAUGAAAUCUUGCUUGAAGCAGUUCAAGUUCUCACAGAUCUUAACCUUUCUAUUAAAAAAGGUUACGUUUCUUCAGAUGGAAGGUGGAACAUGGAUGUCUUCCAUGUGACUGAUUUGGAUGGAAACAAAUUAACAGACGACAACAUCAUCAAUUGCAUUGAACAGUCUCUUGAAACGAUUCACAACACAAGAUCAAAACCCAUUGAUGGAAUGACUGUACUAGAGUUAACAGGAACAGACAGAGUUGGUCUUCUAUCAGAAGUUUUUGCAGUUUUAUCCGAUCUUAAAUGUGAUGUGGUGGAAUCAAAAGUGUGGACCCACAAUGGAAGAAUCGCAUCUCUCAUUUACCUAAAAGACAUUGAUUCAGGGUACCAAAUUGAGGAUUCAAACAAAAUAGACACAAUUAAGGGUCGAUUAAGGAACGUUCUUAAAGAUAGAGAUUAUGCGAGAAAAUCGGAUUUGAAAAUGGAGAAUUCGCCUUUGGUUUCUGUUCAAAGUUGUUUGGAUAAAGGUUAUUCGGUUUUGAAUAUUCAAUCAAAAGAUCGACCCAAGCUUUUGUUUGAUGUUGUUUGCACUUUGACGGAUAUGAAAUAUGUUGUAUUUCAUGCCACCAUCAACACUACUGAAAAAGGAGCUCAUUUGGAAUUUUUCAUAAAACACAUGGAUGGAACCCCAAUUAGUUCGGAAGCCGAAAAGGAACGCGUAAUUUUAUGCUUGUCAGCCGCCAUCGAAAGAAGAGCAUCUGAGGGUGUAAGGCUUGAGCUACGAAAGGCAGAUAAACCGGGAUUAUUAGCGGAAGUAAUGCGGAUAUUUAGAGAAAACGCGUUAUAUAUAAUUCGAGCGGAAAUAUCAACGACAAUGGGAACUGCUUUAAACAUGUUUUACGUAACAGACGCAAUCGGGAACCGAGUCGACUCAGAAGUAAUUGACUCGGUUCGACAACGGAUCGGGAUGGUUAAUUUAAGAGUAAAAGAACCAUCCCAUCAAAAAAUAGAAAUUCAAGAACAAAAUACUAGUCUUGGUGGGGCAGUUUUGGUGUCUCUUGGGAGUUUAUUAAGAAGAAAUCUUUAUAAUUUCGGGUUGAUUAAAUCAUAUUCUUGAAAUUUUUGAAAGAGUGUGAUUUGUUUGUUUUGAUUAUUAUCUGUACAUAGAAAGGUGUUAAAGUGUGUUGUAGUUACAUGUGAAUAGGAUGAUGUAUUGAUUUCCAUAUAGGUAGCUUAGUUUUUAAAUAGAUGGAUUGCGAGGGUGUUGUAACUUAUAAGGAUAGGUGUUU
Molecule: messenger RNA, 1656 nt
Organism: Lactuca virosa
Lineage: Eukaryota; Viridiplantae; Streptophyta; Magnoliopsida; Asterales; Asteraceae
Source: the annotation of a GenBank genome assembly